AUGUCUUCGAAGACUGAGAUGAGGGACAUGGAGGCCAUGGGAUUGUCCGGGACACGGGGUCUAUCGGACUCCGGGGAUUCGCAACUCCUGGCCAAAAUGGGCUACAAACAGGAACUCAAGAGGCAAUACUCGACACCGCAGGUAUUUGCGGUCGCGUUUAGUAUAAUGGGAUUGGUUCCUUCAAUCGCAUCAACCUUGGCAUUUUCGCUACCAGCAGGACCUGUCGGUAUGGUUUGGGGGUGGUUCACAGCAAGUAUUUUCAUUCUUCUGGUUGGACUGGCAAUGGCUGAUCUUGCAUCUGCGAUGCCAACCGCUGGAGGUCUAUACUGGUGGACCCAUUAUUUUGCGGGCGGGAAAUACAAGAACCCGCUGAGCUUUUUGAUCGGUUACAGCAACACGCUCGGACUCAUCGGUGGAAUCUGUUCGGUGGAUUAUACACUUGCGCUCAUGAUACUUUCCUGCAUCUCCAUAUCCCGCGAUGAUGGAUGGUCCGCGUCGCGAGGCGUGAUUUACGCUGUCUACGUGGGUCUGAUUCUGUUGCAUGGGAUCUGCGCUGCGCUAUCUGGUCGCGUGAUGCCCAAGAUCCAGACUGCUUGCAUUUAUAUCAACAUCUCACUCGUCAUCGCGACCGUGAUUGCUCUACCGGUUGGCAAGGUCACACGUGGCGAGGCGCUGAAUCCCGGAAGCUAUGUUUUUCAACACGUUGACAAUGAGACCGGAUGGCCUACCGGGUGGGCUUUCAUGCUUGCAUGGCUUGCGCCCAUCUGGUCUAUCGCUUCCUUUGAUUCAUGUGUGCAUAUGAGCGAAGAGGCGAUGCAUGCAGCCAAAGCCGUGCCUCUGGGGAUAAUUUGGUCGGCCGGCUCUGCAUGUGUACUUGGCUUUCUCACAUUGUCUGUCAUGGCUGCGACAAUGGAUCCGAAUAUCUACUACGAUGCUCUGGGCAGGAAUGGCGCCUUGGGCUUCAUGAUUGUACUCUGUUUGAUCCAAUUCCUCAUUGGACUCAGCUUGAUUGUCGCUGCUUCUCGCCAGGCAUGGGCAUUCUCACGAGAUGGCGCCCUGCCAUUUUCGACCUUCUUUCGCCACAUCAGCAAACGCAUUCAGUACCAGCCCGUACGAAUUAUUUGUGGAUUGGGAGUGAUGUGCCUCAUCCUGGGCCUUCUAUGCCUGAUCAACAAUGCCGCAACAAACGCCUUAUUCUCCCUCUUCGUCGCAAGCAAUUACUUAUCGUGGGGAACUCCAAUCUUCUGUCGUCUUGUCUGGGGCCAAGAGCGGUUUUAUCCAGGCGAGUUUUACACCGGUCGGCUAAGCAAGCCUAUUGCGUGGAUUGCAGUUGGCUACCUCUUAUUCGGUGUUGUGCUUUCCAUGUUUCCAAACGGUGGUCCCAAUCCUUCACCGGCGGAUAUGAAUUACACAAUUGUGAUAAAUGGAUUUGUUUGGGUUGGGUGCAUGGUUUACUAUUUCUUGUUUGCACGACACUGGUUCACUGGCCCGCGCAUGACAGUCGAUGAUAACAGCUCUGAAAAUACGGGAAAUGACGCGUACAAUUCUGUUGUCUCAAGCGGAGGGCCAACACUUGCGAAGGAAGAUUUUCGUCGGAUUCCCGCCAUCGAACUGUUGAAUAUGAGCCAAGAGCAUGAAUCGCCCGGUGAGAUAGAAGACACCGACAGCUUCGAACUCACCCAACCACCCGAAGAGAGCGGGCCGCUCCAACGAGCGGCGACCGACAACCCACGAAAUGUGCAAUGGAAGCCAUCGUCGAGAACUGUGGAGGAGACACUCGCAGAUGGUCUUUCGAAUGAAGAUCUUUGGAUGUUGAUUCGGCGAUUCAAUAAGCAAAUCUAUCAUGUGAAAGCUGUACCGGGCGCGAAUCUGGAUCUGGAUCUCAAUCGGGCGCAAAAUGAAGUGUAUCCUCCAGAAAAGCUUCGAAUGACACUUGAACGUUUUUAUAUCUCUGUGGUUGUCGGGUUGAUUGAAUUCUUUCGACAUGUUGGGAGAUUGCGGUCGUGGAAAGAGCCCGUCCGCACUGCGGUCUUUUGCGGUAUCUACUUCGCAUCCUGGGCAGCAGAUCUCCUCAUUCCGAUGACGAUGAGCCUAUUCAUUGCCUUGAUCAUGUUUCCUCCCGUUCGGCCGUUUUUAUUCCCCGCUCCUCCAGUGCAGCCGCCAACAGACGAUUCAACUUCAAGCACGUCGGCAAAUGAACAACAGGAAUCUCAAGACAGCUUGACGGGUGUACCGGAGAAUCAUAAGGGAGAAACUGCAGAGCAAGAAGCCAAAGUGUUGCUCGAUAGUUUUGCGACCAUGGCUGUCGAGGGUGCUGCGGGGAAAUUCGGAUAUCCUCUUGAUGAAGAUACCGCGGAGAAUUCUACUGCAGUUAUUGCAGCACCACCUGUCGAUACCACGCCCGAGACACCUGAAGUGGCCGCGGAGAAAUCUGCAGAGGAACAAACCAAAAAACCCAUGAAGAAGAAGGUCUCACAAGGAAUGGAUCAGGCCAUGCGAGUGGUCAGCGAUAUCACCGAUAUCUAUGAAAGAUUUGCCAAUAUUCUUUCUCCUACUCCGCCAUUCUAUCUCAUUUCACCACGCCUCCGCAUAUCGGGCAUCUUGAGCAUCGUGUGUCUCGUCGCGCCAUUUGCAUCCAGUUACUGGAUCAUCAAACUUGUCGGGUUCACUCUAGGAUUCGCUUUCUUCGGAGCGCCUGCCUUAACCUACACGACAGACCUUUUGAACCGCAAAUACCCCGAGUGGCAAGAGCAGCUCGAUAUCAACAUGACACUUCUGAAAGGUGUGCCCACUAACGCCCAACUAACUUUAACACUCCUCCGAAUCGGUGAAAUCAACUCAUCACCUCUUCCACCACCACCAACAACCGAGGAUAGCGAGCCCGCAUGGCCAAUCAAGCGCAAGAAGUCCAAGGCAGUGACCAUUCCUCAAUCAGGCGAUCUUGCUAGCAUAUCAAACGAUUCAAGCACCAACCUGUCAUCCGACAGUCUCGCAGCACCAAAGCCUAAAAAACGAACCUUCUUCAAAAUCCUGAAGUUUUUCCGCCGCACAAUCGCAACCGCAAUCCGAGGCCACAUCGCCUUCGACCGGGCAAUGGCAAUUGCAGGGUCGGCACAUACAAAGAACCUCCUAGGCAUGCUUCAAAACCACCGCUUCUCUGGCACACCAUACGGGCCAUUGAAAUUUGACGCGAAGUUCGAGCGGAAGCGCGGGGCAGCCGUCAUCGAUUCCACCAAGGAACCACCUAUCUUAUACUUCACGACGUACCAAUCAGCCGGAUUGGAGGAUCUGAGCAUUGAGGCGCGGAAGAAGGGGUCUGUUCUGUUUCAGAUUCCGGUCACUGAGAUCCAGGAACUGCGGAAGACGGAGGGAUUGGGGUGGAAGGGGAAGCUGAUUGUUGAAUUGACGGCCGGUAGUAAAGAGGCUGCUGAUGGACUGGUCGUUGUUGGCAAUGAGAUCGGGCAGACAUUCCAUCUUACGGGGAUGAGGUCUCGGAAUCAGUUGUUCAAUCGAUUAGUUGCGAUUGAUGCGCAGUUUUGGGAGAGUCGGUGA
Molecule: messenger RNA, 3552 nt
Organism: Penicillium cosmopolitanum
Lineage: Eukaryota; Fungi; Ascomycota; Eurotiomycetes; Eurotiales; Aspergillaceae
Product: putative GABA permease (Uga4)
Exons: 11
Coding region: 1-3552 (1183 amino acids)
Biological process (GO): transmembrane transport
Cellular component (GO): membrane
Molecular function (GO): transmembrane transporter activity
Source: RefSeq, a predicted model, not a curated record